Scylla paramamosain (green mud crab) is the source of this 10149-nucleotide messenger RNA. Its product is annotated as inositol polyphosphate-4-phosphatase type I A-like. NCBI's taxonomy places the organism in Eukaryota, Metazoa, Arthropoda, Malacostraca, Decapoda, Portunidae. The coding region runs from base 822 to 5117 and encodes 1431 amino acids. The transcript is spliced from 23 exons. The record is from RefSeq and is a predicted model, not a curated record. Gene Ontology annotation, cellular component: cytoplasm. Gene Ontology annotation, molecular function: phosphatidylinositol-3,4-bisphosphate 4-phosphatase activity.
AGCUGUGUGUGGUGUGUGGCAGGCUCUCUCUAGACUCGCGGCUUGCCAGGCUCGGCUCUCUCAGUGGUCUCUCUAAACUGGUCGGUAGGGGACGCACGCCGCCCUCACUCCGUCUCUCACCACACACAAACACCACCACCACCACUACCAUUACUACUACUACUACUACUACUAAUAUCACCACCACUCCUACUACUGCUACUACUAUUACUACUACAACCUCGUAUUACACACACAGACACACACACACACACACUCACACUACGUAAUCUCGUGUGUAUACAUAUCUCUCUCGCGCGCACACACACACACACACACACACACAAUAAGUGCUUUCGUUCACCGCCCCGAAAUACUAAUCCGUGUGACGUUCAACUGACAGUACCUGAAGGAGAGAUAGAGGAACAGACAGGUGCAUACAGGUGUGUUCAUAUACAGGUGCGUUUAUGACAAUCGAGUGACAGUACGAGUACCUGGUGAUUAACUGGUGAUUUCUUGUGAGUCACCUUGGCGUCAUCUGUGAGUCACGUUUGAAUUGCUUUUGGGUCAAUUUUGGGUUAUCUCGUCUCCUUCGCCUUCGCCGGGCAUAUUCUCGCCCUUCCCAGCACGCCGCAAGAGGGGGCUGCUUAGUUGUGGCUCUGACGUGGCCCUGACAGGAGGCGACCCCGUGAUGCUGCUGACGGAGACCUGCUGAAGGGCUGAACGUACAUGUAUGACGCACGUUAGUGAGGGUCCCCUACUGCCCACCUCCACCACCACUACUACUACCACCACCACCACAACCGCCCCCCGCCCCGCCUCGCAGGUUGGGGGGGCGCGUGAUGGCCGCGGGGGGUCGCCUGAGGUGUGGUGGGCGGGAUUCAGCCACAGUGCUGCCUUGCCUCACAGAGGUGUGGCGUGGCGGCGGCAUGAGGUUUAACAAGGCGGAGCUGGCGUGUCUGGCGGCGCACCCCUCCCACCAGUUCGACAAGGAGGGCGUCCUGCUCCUGCGGGAGAGACACGACGGCUUCUUCAGGAGAACGGAAGGCUUGGAUGGAGUUAAGGCCAGGAAGAAGAAAACCCCUUUGAGAGAUCUGGCGUGUGUGGCACCUCAGAAAGCAGUGAGCACAGAGCGAUGGUGUCGUCUGCGUGGCAACCUGCUCUUCUACUUCAAGUCCCGGGAUCACUGGUCGGAACCUGCUGGUGUGAUUGUGCUGGAGAAUUUUCAGGUGACGCUGGACCAAUGCACAGAGGCGCCCUUUGCCUUCAAUCUGGUGUUCGAGGGCGGCACACAGCACUGCGGGGCACUGUGUCAAGGGGAGAGAGAUGCCUGGAUCACAGCCAUCCACCAGGCGUCCUUCGCUUACAUGAGGCAGCAGGUUGAGUCUCUGCAGCAGGAGGUGGCAGCACGGCAGUCAUCCCUUCCGGCUGACAUCCACCACCACCGCAUCAACACUGGCAUCACAUUAGAGUUUGCCCCGCGUAGUGAGUGCUCCCAGACAGGUGUGCCCCGCCCUCCUGUAGAUGUCAACGAGCCGCCCUUUCUGGAGAUGUGCAUUUCCUGUGACAACCUGCGAUGUGACGGUGAUGGGCGGCCCCCCAACCCUCGUGUGAGUGUGCAGGUCCUCAACCCUCCACAGACUGCCUGGCUGCACUAUGCCCAGACUGAGGUCAUCGAGACAACUAGCAAUCCCAACUUCCUGUCGACGGUGAGUUUCCGGAAGAGUGAUGGGCUGGACUCCCAGACUCAGGUGCGGCUUGUGGUGUAUGAUGUGCGGGAGCGAGUCACCAACACCACCACACAGCUCGGCCAGGCCACGAUAAGUCUCGGGGGUCUGCACGAGACUGGCCGCUCCCGCCUGAGUCUGCUGUCACCAGCCGGCAGGAAUGUUGGCUUCAUCACCAUCAGUGCGUGGACACUUGAGGCAGAGUCUGUGGAUGCUUCCUCCCACACUCCAAGCAACGCCACGCCACACCACCAGCCUGCCCCUCCCCCUGUAGCCUGUCACCGCCGCACUCAGUCUCUGCCACCGCGCCUCAGCUCCAAGACUCGCCACCCCACCCAGGGUCACCUCAGUCUGCUUUUUGACAAUCCCACCAUGGCCACCUUCAGGUUCCAUUCUGGCUUGGGUGGGGACAUCGCUGUGCUGGAGGUCAUGGCCGAGAGCAGAUACUGCUUCUUGUUCCCUCAGCAGCUAUUGCGGCUGUGGAUGUCUGAGGAGCGGCGGUGGCAGGAGGAGCUGUCAUCACUCGGGGACCUCUCAGACCAGUGGCACACCCGGCAGAUGGCUCUCCUCAACCAGCACGUCACACUCAUCAACAUCUACAACAUGGCACUUGACACCCUGGAUGUGGCGGCGCAUUCCGGUUCAAGUUUCAAGAAGAGUACAGACAAAGGUGAGACAUCCCUGGAAAUGUCCCCCACCAACCUUCACCUGCAGAGACUCUGGGCACAGAAUGAAUCUCUCCGCCGGUCUGGCUUCUAUGAUAUUAUUACAUGUGGGAUCUUCACAGCAUUCUCACAAGGCUACAAGAAGGGAGGACUCAUUAACAUGCUGCAGAAGGCCAAGAGCUCCCGCAGGACGCCUGGGGGAGGGGAUAAGGCGUGGGCGAGUGAGGCAGCGGUGGAGGGCAUCAAGCGGCUGAGGCAGGAGGUGGUGACUCUGCUGCGCUCCCUGCUGGUGACGCUGCGGCAGGGAGAAGUGGAGACUCUCACUACCCUCCUCACCAAGCUGCAGGAGAAGACGCGCUCCUUGCUGAACGUCAUUGAGCCAUCACUGGUGGAGGAGGCAUUUGAGUUCCUGGACCAGAUCAGAGUGCCACAGAACCCGUCACGCAUCCUGACACUGGCUACCCGAACUUACUCCAACUACAAUAUAUCAGGUUACUUGAGCCCAGAAACUGCCUUAGACCUUGAGUUGAUGAGUCCUGAUGCACCAAACAUUCCAGUGUGUGGGAAUCCUGAACACAGACAGGGUGAGGCAGAAAGAACUAGUAGCAUUAUUAAAGAUAUUGAUAUUAUGGAUGCACAGGAGAAUAGCAUAUACAGACCAACUGACGAGCCUGAGCCAUGGGAUCUUAUUCAGCUGAAUGUUCAGGCGAGUAUCAUGUGCCUCUCUAGUAAGAUAAAAACCUUCUGUAACCGAAUGAAUGAAUCCAAGGAGAAAGGAAUGAGUGAGAGUGCAAGUGGAGAGUUACAGAACGAACUACAAGGCAAAGACGGCAAUGGGAAGGACACGGGACUAAACAACAAUGUAGUGAAUAGUACUGGUGAGCAAACUGACACAGCGCAUAGCCAGGUUUGCGUCACGGAGGCGCAGAACAUCACGCCGAGUCUUGCCGCUCAAACUCAGGCCAUGAUAUCCACUUCAGUUGGGUCCGACUCAAGCCAUGCCUCAGGUAAGUCCAUGUCAUCUAGUCUUGGUGUGGCGAGGACCAACGAGAGUCAAAGGUCCUCCUGCUCUGCCACCCCCGAUGUGUCUCCGUGUGAGGAGGACAGUGGCAUUGGUCUGGAGCGAGUGACAAGUGAGGUUGAAAGAACAGAUUGUAUAAGUGAUGGUGGUCUGUCUGUGGAUGAUGAGAGGAGAGAGGAACUCCUUCCACUGGACAAGACUGAGGUGAAGCGUGGGGAGCGGGAGGAACACACGGUAAACAGUGAUGUGCGUUAUGGAACUGACUCUGGGGUAAUCAAAUCUAGUAAGUUAGAGUCCAUCAUGGAGCAGAGCAUAGAAGAUCUUGGGCCAAGCCUGGAUGGGGACGUGAAAUCCAAUCAAACAUCAAGCGAUGAUGGAAUACAGUGCUCGGAAAGUGGAACUGUGAAUGAGAAGGAAUCUGGGACAACUCAGAGGAGAAACUCAAAUACCAAUAGAAAUACAGAAUGCAAUGGUGAGGAGACAAACAAAAACCAAAAUUCAACAGGUUACAAAGAUGAAAACAAGGACAAAGAACCUGCAGAAAUCACUCCAUCACACAAAGCAAAAGGUAAAAGUACCCCCGAGGAAGUGGACUGGGUGGCGGAGGUGAGGCCAAGCAUGAAGAAAUUACGGCAGGCAAUGGACGGCCUGAUGCGCACUGCUCGCCUCGUCCACAGUGUGUUCAGGCUCCAACAGACACCAGAUGCAGCACAGGCAGCUCACAACAUCAAGUACAGGAGGGACAUUUGUUUCUCCCAGGCGCUGACCACCCUUGUGACCGGCCUCAUGACCCGGCUGUGGUGCAGGAAGGCUGACCCACUCUUUGUGACUGUCCUGGCCCAUCUUGGACCUCUGGCAGAGUUUGAGUGCCUCGUCUCCUGUCACGGGAAUGAUGAAGGUAUGCUGAGUGACAUGGUGGUGGCAGUGGAGGAUCUGGGCACGGUAGAGUUUGUCAUGGUGUCUGCUGCUGGGCCCCAGAAUGGAAACAGGACCCGUAGUGAGGGCGCCACUCCUCCCCAGGUGUCCUAUGAGCUGCCGAUGCCUCACGUCUCAGGAAACAGGUGUGGGCUGAGAGUAGUGUUGCCAGUACCAGAACAUGUCUUCAGUCUGCUUCCUAACACCAGCUCUCAGCAGCCCAACGACCCGCCCACUUUCUGUGUCACCCCAGUGCUCUUCAACAUUGGAAUCAACGAGGAGGCAACGCUGGCAGAGAAGCUCGGCACGGAUGGCCCUCAGACCCGCAACAACCAGGACAGCUACGAGCGCCUCUCUCAGUAUUACCAUCGAUUCAAGAAGCUGCCCCUACCACAGGAAAGCAGCAGAAGGGUUCCAUCUAUGGGUAGUGAAGUGCCUCUGGUAGACUUGAUUGAUAAACUGGGAGUGGAAGUGAUGUCCUCGAGAAGCAAGAACCCUGCAGUGCUCUACCUGGCCGCCCAGUGCUGUCGGGCCAUGGCGGGUCUUCGCUUCACGUCCUGCAAGAGUGGUAAGGACCGGACAGGAAUGAGUGCCACACUGGAGCAAGCAAGUAUUUUGGCAGCAGAAUAUGACUUAGCGGAGACAGAAUUUCAGCGUGCUUUGAAUUGCAUGAGAAGUGAGGGCACCAGGCUGGAGAACUGCCAGAAGAAUGUCGGAUCGCGGAGAUAUGCAUUCUCCGCCAUCAACCUCACCCUAUUCCCAAAGCAGUAUCGGCCCCCAUCGGGAACCUAUGGAUCCAGUCUGACCUAGAGAUGGAAAUCACAACUUGUAUUUUUGUACACCAGUAUUUGUGUGAUUGUAUUCCCUAGUCAGUGUAUGCCAUGUGUGUGUGUGUGUGUGUGUGUGUGUGUGUGUGUGUGUGUGUGUUGACUCAGGUGUAUCCAGUGGUUAUAAUGGUUCUGUUUGUGUCUGAGAAACAGUUACAGAGAUCUUGUUUUAUGCAUUUGAUUGACUGAUUAGGAGUUAGGUCAUUUUGUGCUAAUUUAAGCAAGCAUAUAAUCAAGAUAUGACUAAAAUUUUGAAUGGCUAGUUAUCUUAGACCAUCUUUUAGCUCAUAAUGUGCAAACCAGAUAUUUAUGUUUUAUUUACAGUAGUAAUCUAUUUAAUACAUUCCAUAUUUGGACUGUGGAGGUGUGUAUGGUGUACGGUGGGACUCAUGUCUAUUGAUACAAGCACUUCAGCAAUGCAUGGAGUAAAUCUUGUUACUCAGCUGACUGUCUACCAGAUCCUGACAGAGGUGCACUUAUAGACCAUAUUCUGAAACACUUCCACACUGCACCUCCACUGCAUUCAAAAGGCUCUAUUUACAGUUACACAGGUUUUUAAGGAUGUGUUUAUGGUUCUAGUAACAGAUCAACAAGAUUUCUACUAUUAAGAGGAGAAACACUCUUGAGAACCCAGCUAAUCAUCUAUGUGGCCUUGUUAAAUAGCUGUGGUGAGACAGCAGAGUGUUUCAGAAUACAGGCCUAAGACAAAUCUUGGUGUCUCUUAUGGAACUCUCACUCACUCAGAAAUAAAACAAAAUUACCAUUUUAUUUUUAACUGGUUAUCAUUUUGAAGGGUGAUGUUUGUAUAUAUUUUGGUCAGUCACACACUUCUGUCAUUAGUACAGCAGAAAGGGAAAUAGUAAUUGUUUAAAAUGAGAUAUGUUUCAUGAGGGAAUUAUGUAGAACUGUGUUUUAUUUCAAGAUUUAAGGCUUUAUUGCUGGCUGAACUGUACUGACCUUGCUCUGUCUGAUGAAUAUUUGUUUCCAUAUUAAUGCAAAUUUUCUUUUAAGUAAGUCAUGUUAAGAAUGUUUUUUUAUGUUUUUUUAGAUUAAGUUUUAAUAUGUGUAUGUGUGUGUGUGUGUGUGUGUGUGUGUGUGUGAGGUGAGUUGAUCCAGGUAACACAAUCAGCUGUUCCUAAGACUGGAAUAUCCUUGGUGUGUUGUCAAGCAUUUGUCUCUAUAUCAAAAUUGUCAAAUUUGAAUCCUGACAGACAGUCUUGUAUAUGUAGAUAAAGUGCUUUCAAAAGUGUCAAAGAAUGCACUAUAAAUUAUUACACUGAUAAAUAUUGUAUAUAACUUAUAUAUUUAUACUUGUAUAGUGAAUAAUUCAUUAACAUUAAAAAAUGUUCAUGUAUGUACUAUAUUUGAUCAUUCACUGAGUUCCACCACAAUCGUUCAUGCAUUUUUUUCUUUUUUUAUUAUCAUGUCAUGUACAGUUGGGGUCAGAAGUCAAGUCUCCUGCAGCAAUCACUCCUCUGUGUCUGGCAUUUUCCUUCAGGAUCAGUAAUCAGGACAGGAUGAGAAUAACAGGUUCAAGUUUGAUAAGGUUGGACUGAAAAAAAAGAGAUAGAGAGAAAGUGGUUCUCAAAUAGAGUGGUAGAUAAAUGGAAUAGACUCCAUAAUCAGGCUGUUAAUGCCGAGUCAACAGGGAGCUUUUAACAAGAUUAGACGAAUUUAUGGAUGAAGAUGAUAGUGGAGAUAGGCAUGUUUUAUACAAGGACUGCCACAUGUAGGUCUGAUGGCUUCUUGCACCUUCCUUUGUUUUUCUGUUUUUUCUUGUAUUCAAUUUGAUCCAGUCUGCUGACAGUCUUACAACACAUCAGCUGAUCAUAGAGGCACCUUCAUUCUUUCAUCCCCUCUCACUGGUGAACUCUGGAAUAUUCUGCCUGUUUGUUUCUCCACCUUCCUAUGACAACUGUUUCAGGAAUAUCAUGGCGUUUCAGGAAAUGAACUGGCAUACUCACUUGACAAUCUACUUCCUACUGUAGUUUUUUAGAGUGGCAUAUUAACAGUUUUUUUGUACGUUUUUCCUCUUGGCCUGCCCACUUCAUAUGUAAAAAAAAUAUCUAUCAUCCAUUUAUAUACCAGGCUGGCAAUCCCAUGUCGGGUGGUCCAGACAAAACAUUUAAAAAAAUACAUAUAUGUACAUCCAAAAAAAAAUAGGUAGCCAAAACAAGCCACACAUCUUUCACAUUCACACUCACACCACUCUGUCAGCACCUUCGCCGCCAGGGAGAAGAGAAAGUACUCCUGCCCUCAGUGUACAGCGAUCAGCCAUACAGGAAAUGAUAAGGAAGAUCAAGGAAAAAAAAACGUGACAGGGAAGUGAUACAGAAAGUUACUUGAGUUUUGACCACAACUGUGAAUUGAUGCCUCAUGACUUACAUUGGAUCUUGUGCUGAGUGUUCUUGUUUGUGUACAUACCAGUCACCCAUCAUCACCCCCACAGCAUUAGUCCAGCACUUCAUCACACCAAUACCCUUGCCCUCAGUCAGGGGGGAAUGUACCGAUGUAAAAUUCUGCACAUUUUCUUUCUGUCGUGUGUGACGUUUGAGAUUAUCCGAAGCCUGUGUAAUUAGUAACUUCACUGAUGUCAUAUUGACUUCACUAAAACUAGUACUGUUAUGGAAACCAAUUUUUUGUACAUAAUGAAAACGUUUAACAAUUGUUGGUUUAGAUUAUGUACGCUAUUAAAGUUGUACAUUUUUAGAGUUUGACAAACAGGUUGGAUGUGUGUACGUAUGAUAUUCUUCUAUAGGAAGUGUUGUUUCAAAGUGUCAAAAAAGAAGUAUUGUGUUAACUAUUGCUACUACUAACACUCAUCAUGGGGACCUUCGCUCUUCAUGGUCCUCUUAUUGUUGUAGGUUUAAAUCAUGUUCAUCAGCAUACAGUGAACAUUUAUUUCACACUGAUCCUACUCUUCCAGUGACAAGUAUUGAGGAAAAGCUAAAUUUUACUGUAAGUUUAAUGCUGCCAGACUUACACUGUAUAUUAUUGAUGAAAGAGCUUACAAAUUACUGUAUGUAAGUUGCAUUACUUAGCUGAAGAUAUAACACAGAUCAUGUUCUCGUAACACGUUUGUUGUCACGUUAUGUAGCUAUACAAAGCUAUCAUGGUUCUUAUGAGGAUGUUGUUUUGUCUUAAAAUAAACUAUCAGGUUAUAAAGUUGUAGGUGUUAAGCAGCCAAGGCAGUGGCAUAGAAAAUGUUGCUACUCAUGUGCAGGGUUUGUUAAGGGAAGGUGAUGCAUUGGCUUGAUCUCUUACUCAUGCACAUCUUUUUUGCAUUUUGGGGUUGGGAAGUAUUUUGAUUUGGUUUUUAUUGUAUUUAUUGACUCAUUUAUUUAUUUUAUCUUAUUCAUUUAUAUAUUUAUUUUAUUUAUCUUUUUAUUUAUCUAUUUAUUUAUUUAUUUAUUAAUUAAUUAAUUUUAUUUAUUUAUUUAUUUAUUUUAUUUAUUUAUUUUUUAUUAUUUUUUAUCAUUAUUUUAUUAUUUUAUUAUUUAUUUAUUUAUUUUAUUUAUUUAUUUAUUUAUCUAUUUAUUUAUUUAUUUAUUUUAUUUUAAUUAAUUAAUUAAUUUUUUUUUACAGUGGUGGUGGUGUUUUAUAUGAGCUAAUUGUGGCUUCACUCUGUAUUACUGACAGACAAGUAAGUUAUAAUGUCAAGGCUUAAAACAAGAUUAUGCUUUCCUUCAUAUUGCCAGUGAUUGAGAGACCAAGACAAGUUGAUCAGUAAGGAAUGGUUGAAGAAUAUCUGUUACUUUGUACAUUGCAGGUUGACAAGACAGAGCUACCUGUGCAUCGUCUCCACCUAGACAAUGCUUAGAUUAUCACAUGUCUGGCCUUUUAAUCAAGGCCCAUAUUUCAAAACACUUCCGCAGCUCACCUCCACUACUUUCAAAAGGCUCAAGUUGCAGUUAGACAGGUUUUUAAGAGUAUUUCUAUGAUUCUAGUGACUGAUUAACAAUAUUUCUACAUUAUUAACAGAAGAAACACUAGUGAGAAUCUGGCUAAUUAUCUCUGUGGCCUUUGAAAAUAGACAUGGUUGGAGAGCAGAGCAUUUUUUAAUACUCACCAAGUCAGCACAGUACACUACUCUCCCAUUCCUACAAACUUGGAUCAUAAAUUAUAGUGAUACAGAUCAUUGAGGAACUCUUGCUGAGCUUUAUUGAAACUAAAGCAUAAGGAAUUAUAUUUGCAGCCACGUAGUCAUGAGUCAUUACAUUUUCUGCCUUUUUAAUUGAUUGUUAUUACAAGUCAAGCGUACCUGAUUUUCAUACCUUAUUAGCAGAAGUAGCAUGCUAUAAUACUCGCGUGUUACUCCAGAUAAAUGUAUUGACAUGAAUUGGUGUGAAUUGGUAACAUGUAUGUGUUAAUUUGUAUUGCAUUUACGUUUUCCCAAGAAUCCCACAUGAAAUACCUUAGUAAAUGUGAUUGGAACAUGAUGCCAUGCAGAACUUUUGAUCUACACGAAACAUCAGAGAGAGUGGAUGUUGUAUACUAACUUCUGUGCUCAAACAUAAGACAUAAGUUUGGUUGACAAUGAUGAUGUGUUGUUGUGAGGUGCCUGAAGAACCUCCUCCCUUGGUCACCCACUUGUUGCUCUCAUCUGUUGUGGAGCUUCUCUCCUCACCCUUGGAAACUGUCAGUCGUCGGGGUCUGUACUUUCAAACACUUCUACAUCUCAUCUUAACUAUCUUUAAGAGGCUCUAGUGGAAGGUGCACGGUUUUCAAGUGAUUUUUCAUAAUUCUGGUGAUGGUUUAUCAAGGAUUUUACAUCAGCAGUCAGAAAAGGAUCCUUGAAAACCAGACUAGUCAUCUGCAUGGCCUUUGGAAGUAGUUGUUAUGAGAGAGGGUGCUCCAUAAUACUGGCCCUGGCUGCUUACAACCCAAUAAAAAGUUGUUAAUUGUUAGUGUAGUAGCAGCCUCUGCAUAAACUAAUAUAUAAAGAUAAACUUGUAAUAUUUCUGCUAUUUUUCUAGAUACUUCAUGUUUAAAGAAAAUAAAAAAAAAGACCGGUG